GGUCUCCCAUCAACCCGGCAACCCCUUUGCGGCGGCAGCCUCUAUGUACAUUGCCUCAGGAACGGGCUUCAUCCCUGGGGAAACGCCCGGAGAAUACCGCAUGAAGCACGGUGGUGGCGCUAAGAACUGUGCAAUUGUGUCGUCUGAACCGCUGACAGACGACAAUGCCGACUGGAUGCCAAUCCCACGCAACUACGUCGUACUGAUCACAGAGGAUAUCAACGUAUUAAUGGCACCAAUUGUCAUUCAAGGACUAGAUACGUGGGUGUGCAAAGAGAAGCACAAGAUUAGUGCUGACCUGUCACGCUGUCUGGAACGACUCAACAACCGCAGCAACUACGGCAAGGGCGAGAGCUUAAGUCAGGUGGUAUCGCAGAACGUCACCUCUCUGAUAGCCGAUUCUGCGCAACGACAACUUAUAUCUCGUAUGGAGAAGCAGGAAGCAUCCAAUGUACACAGCGGCAACUCUAAACACUCUCUCGAUGAGAUCAAUACUAACUUCAUCAGUAUGAAGAGUCUCAGUACCGGCCUGGGGAGGGCGGGAAGUAUGACUACACUAGAUCAACGCCACAAAGCAAGCCGGUGA
This is a messenger RNA of Sphaeroforma arctica JP610, 586 nucleotides long. RefSeq lists its product as hypothetical. The coding region runs from base 44 to 586 and encodes 180 amino acids. The transcript is spliced from 4 exons. The record is from RefSeq and is a predicted model, not a curated record. NCBI's taxonomy places the organism in Eukaryota, Ichthyosporea, Ichthyophonida.